CUAAAAUUUACAUUGAAAUGACUUUUUUAUUUUUCAUGACAAAUCAUUCAAAAUUUCAAUUCUCAAAUCAAAAUCUCAAAUUUAGUGAGGGAAGAAAGGGGGCAUUUUACACCUAUUUUAUUAAUAUUGUUUGCUGAAAUGGCCACAUAAAUUACAUCAAGAAAUGCCAAUAAAAUAAUUAGGAUAUUCCUGUAUUUUAAAUUUCCUUAAUGGACACAGGCCUUCUCUCCCCGAUAGACUCUGGUAGAUCUCGGAAAUCAAAACAUGAAGUUACUCUUUUAAUUGAGCAACUUGGAGGUGUGGCUACUCACAGGAAAAUGAUCCGAAGAUGGAAUCAGCUCUCACGACUACAAAGAUCUCUAGUAUAUGCAGUGAUAAUAAUUGCAAUCACAGUUAUUGUGCUGGUAUACUCCUCAAACAACCAAAGUAAUGAAGAUGCUAAAGAGGCACGGGCUAGCAAACUUAUUCAGAAACUCACAAAAAAUACAUCACUAAUCCAUGAGCCUGUUAAAAAUAAACAACUGAAGAAGUCCGCAGAAGAAAACAAGAAAGAUGAAUCUGAGUUUGAAUUACCUACCUUUUCAGGGCCAGCCAACAACCGGCAGCAAGCAGUGGUGUCCAGUUUCCAGCAUGCAUGGAAGGGUUACAAGGAGUAUGCAUGGGGCUACGAUAACUUGAAGCCCGUGAGCAAAGGAGCUUCCAACUGGUUCUCCCUUGGUCUGACUAUUGUGGAUGCCCUGGAUACCGCUUUUAUCAUGGGCCUGAGUGAUGAAUAUGAAGAGGGUAAACAGUGGGUGGAAGAUAACCUUCAUUUCACUCGGAACAAGGAUGUGAAUUUCUUCGAAGUGACCAUCAGGGUUUUAGGAGCGUUACUAACAAAUUACCAUUUUACUCAGGAUAAAAUGUUCUUGGCAAAAGCGGAGGACCUGGGCAAGCGUCUGAUGGCGGCGUUCUCGUCUCCCUCGGGCAUCCCGUACUCGGACGUGAGCCUCGGCGCGCAGACCGCGCACGCGCCGGAGUGGUCGCACUACAGCUCCACCGCCGAGGUCACCACCGUGCAGCUCGAGUUCAGGGAGCUGUCGCGGGUCACUGGGAACCCAGCGUUUGAGGACGCGGCGUCAGCAGUCUCGGAGAAGAUCCACCAGUUGCCCAAGAAGCACGGGCUGGUUCCCAUCUUCAUCAACCCCAACACGGGCCAGUUCCUGCCGCACGCCACCAUCACGCUCGGGGCUCGGGGGGACAGCUACUACGAGUAUCUGCUCAAACAGUGGAUCCAGACCGGGAAGACUAUCAACUACCUUCUGGAUGACUACAUGACGGCGAUGGAAGGGGUCAGAGAUUUCUUAGCAAAGCGAUCUUCUCCGAAUAAAUACUUGUUUAUCGGAGAACUAUCAUCUGGCUCAGAAGCAUUCAACCCGAAAAUGGACCAUCUGACGUGUUUCCUUCCCGGCACCCUCGCUCUGGGCUACGCCAACGGCAUGCCCGAGUGGCACAUGACCAUGGCCGAGGAACUUCUCUACACCUGCUACUUGACUUAUGCGGCGCACCCCACGUUCCUAGCCCCAGAGAUUACACACUUCAAUAUGGCGAGCACGACAUCAGACAUGUAUACGAAGAACGCUGAUGCGCACAACCUGCUGCGGCCCGAGUUCGUGGAGAGCCUCUGGUACAUGUACCAGAUCACCGGCAACACGACUUACCAGGACUGGGGCUGGCACAUCUAUCAGGCGUUCGAGAUGCAUGCGAAAGUGCCGCAUGGCUACACAUCUCUGUCCAACGUGCGCGCGACCGACCCUAAAACUCCCCCCCGGGACAUGAUGGAAUCCUUCUUCCUCUCGGAGACACUCAAGUACUUCUACCUGCUCUUCAGCGAGGACCGGUUCCUGCUCGACCUGAGAAAAUACGUCGUCAACACAGAGGCUCACCCGCUACCCAUUCGAAGCAAUUGAGCAAUUAGGUUAGGUAGGUAGAGUCAAUUUUACACUUUCCAAAGGAAAUUUGAAUGUUUAGGCUGAACUUGUGUUAGUAUAUUAAAUUAUUUAUCUGCAUUCAAUGUGGUCAUUGAAGAGACUUAGUAUGUGAGGAUAUUAUAGUAAUUCUCAGAGGUAACAAGAGUGAAAAUGGUUGUUCUUUCCUCGAAAUUGUUUAGUUAAAUAAUAUCUAUGUCAAUAGCUAAGUAGCGGUUUUUAAUAAUUUUAAUUAUUGUUAUAAUUUGUUAUUUAUAUUUUGUCAUAUAAUUUUUGUAUGUCUAUGAAAUUUAUAUAAUAAUACAAUUAUGCGUCAUAUUGUAAGUAGGUAAUCUGACUAGUUAAUCACGUUAUUUUAGAUUCAGCAGUGAUAUUUUAAUUGAUGUUUCUAAUAUUUUACUGACACUAGAGUCAGCGGGAUCAAUGAAUGGAUUGGGCAAUUCCAUGGAAAAGCAGAUUGCUUUAUCUUAAGUUAUAAUUUGUGGCAUACAACGUGUCACGACCAUGCCAUCAAUGCCUCUAAUGGUACACUAUAGAGUAGUGGUUAGCAUCAAGGCGUUGCUGUGUAGAUUAAGUUUUAGGAGGGAUUCAAUGGUAUUGCAAUUUUAUGGCGUAUAUGCCGCCCCCUGGCUGUGUAGGUAGAUGCGAUUGUAAAGGCUACAUAGCGUUAUAUCGGAACUGACGCCGGAAAAUGAUUACACAAAUGGUGGUAAGGCGGCUUUUUACACAAGUUCGGUUUUACUAAUUGUAAAUAUUUUUUAACUCUCACAGUAAUACAAUCAUUACAAUUUUAAAUUUCAUAUUAAUCUUUUAUCUAAUAUUUAAAUUGUUUUUCUUUUAAUAUUUAAAUGUAUUGACUGAAGAAAUCUUAAAUCAUAGUUACCAAAACUAGUUUAUAUCAUUAAAAGCUUUUAUUGAAGAAAAAUUAUCGAUAUAAAAUAUGUAAGUACAUAGGUAAUUUGUUUUUAUGUCGAAAUUAUUUGUGUACACGUAUAAUAAGCUAAAUGCUAUCAAAAUGUAACUGAAUAAUUUAUAUUUAAUGUCUUCUUAUUACUAUAUUAUACUUUUUAUUAGUAAACUUAGUUUCUGGUCAAAACCUAAUGUCUCGUGUCCAGUUGAUUAUAUAAAUAUUAUUUAGUAAUGUAACACCGUGAAAUAAAUAAAAUGGACCUUCUAACCUAGAUUGUGGCGCGUUUCCAGCAAAUAUGUGUGGAGCGAGGAAUACGUUAAUUAUGGGAUUGAUCCAGCACAGGCUUAUCACCAUCACAAAAACUCUAUAUUAUCUAUUAUUAUUGCAUAUAGGACAUGUGUAACGCUUUUUUAUAUCACAGUAGUCAUUUAUGUUCCCUAGGCAUUCGUUUUAUUCAAUAUGUAUUAUGCUUAUUAUUAUUUUAUUCAAAAUAUCUACGUACAAUUUAAGACUGCUAUACUGUAAUACUUUUCGUAAAUCAUUGAACUAUUUUAUCGAUGUAUUUAAUCUAACUUGUCUUUGCACUUGCUAUUAGUUUUUUUUAUAAAAUGUAGGUAAUACAUAUUUAUAACGUAGGUACGGAUGAAUAAGUAGGUAAAUCCUUUGAUUAAAAUGUUGUGCACUUUCUUAAAACAUCACAUUUUCUUAUACCGAUGAGUAUUUCUGCAAUUUAUAAGUAAAUUUAUUUAGUAGAUGAAACUGUUGCAUUACAAUUUGAUAAUAUUAUUGAUACAUAUUGGUUUUUUUAUUCAUUGCUUUAUGGAGUUCAUUAUAUUUUUAACAAGUAUCAUGUGAUUAUUGAUUGAAUUUUACACUAUAAAUUUAUAACAAAUCUAAUUUAUCAAGCUAUGUGAUUUUUAUUAUUUAAUAUACUCACCAACUUAAAAAUUUUACAACUAUACUUACAGGGUGUUUUUUAUACUAUUCCUCUGACUUAGGGUAUUAUUCAUCUAAACUAAUAUUGUAGCUGUAUGUAUUGUGCGAAGUCAUGAAUAUACCUACAUAAUUAUAAAAUGUAUUCUGUAAGCGACUCGAACGCACUUUUACGAUGAAUGUUAAUGUGACAAAAUAAUGUGUUUAUCAAUUUCAUAGUAUUUAUUCCACCUCUAAGUAAUACAUGUUAUACUUACUCGAUUUUAAAUCCCACUCAGAUUGUAGCUGUCCACAUUCUAAUUCGUAAAUUAACAUUAUAAGAAUUUAAAAGUACAUAAUUAAUUACCUAAAACAAAGUAGCUACAGCGUACUUAAACAUAAGGAAUUAGUGUAGGUAAUACAUAUUUUAUGAAAAGGACCGAUGCAGUAUUUAUCCAUCAAAGUGAAAAAAGUACGAAUAAAAUUGGUACGAGGUGUUAAGUGUUUGCUAAUGAAUGAUAACUAUCACAUUAAUAUUAUGUUGAGUAUUUCAAUAAAAAAUCUAAUUGCA
Plutella xylostella (diamondback moth) is the source of this 4360-nucleotide messenger RNA. It is a transcript of the gene alpha-Man-Ib, whose product is annotated as alpha-Mannosidase class I b. NCBI's taxonomy places the organism in Eukaryota, Metazoa, Arthropoda, Insecta, Lepidoptera, Plutellidae. Gene Ontology annotation, biological process: mannose trimming involved in glycoprotein ERAD pathway; carbohydrate metabolic process. The record is from RefSeq and is a predicted model, not a curated record. Gene Ontology annotation, molecular function: calcium ion binding; mannosyl-oligosaccharide 1,2-alpha-mannosidase activity. Gene Ontology annotation, cellular component: membrane; endoplasmic reticulum.